Molecule: messenger RNA, 2629 nt
Organism: Nothoprocta perdicaria
Lineage: Eukaryota; Metazoa; Chordata; Aves; Tinamiformes; Tinamidae
Gene: MAP2K3
Product: mitogen-activated protein kinase kinase 3
Exons: 13
Coding region: 289-1335 (348 amino acids)
Biological process (GO): MAPK cascade; protein phosphorylation
Molecular function (GO): ATP binding; MAP kinase kinase activity
Source: RefSeq, a predicted model, not a curated record
UUACAACUGUUGAGCUUUCAAGUGUAAUCGGAGCUGAGAGCGGCAGCUGCCCAUGAACCUCCGGCGUCUCCCCCRGCUCGCGAAUCCGAGGGAUCCGGCUCCGUGCGGAGCGGAGCCGCCGGCAUCCCCGCGAGCGCCUCGGACCAUGAGCGCUCGCCUGAACUGAGCUGAGGGGGUUUCGCCAGCAGCUCGGCGGCGGCUGCAUUCGGCAAGGCUCCCUUUUGCGCCCUCCUCCUGCCUCCCUCGGCRGCGAGGCGUGCCCUUUCUCUUCUGCAUUUCUGGGAAGCCAUGGACAAGAAGCAAGAUUCCAAGGGAUCCUUGGAGCCACACAAACCAGCAAAGAGCAAGAAGAAACGGGAGCUGAGGAUACCAUGUUUCACCAUCAAGCAGCCCGUUGCCAACACAACACCCCCAAGGAAUUUGGACUCCAGAACAUUCAUUACCAUUGGAGAUAAAAACUUCGAGGUGGAGGCUGAUGACCUGGUGACUAUUUCGGAGCUGGGCCGUGGGGCCUACGGUGUGGUGGAGAAAGUCCGGCAUGCCCAGAGUGGCACCAUCAUGGCCGUGAAGAGGAUUCGAGCGACAGUGAACACUCAGGAGCAGAAGAGGUUGUUGAUGGACUUGGACAUCUCCAUGAGGACAGUCGACUGCUUCUACACUGUCACCUUUUAYGGAGCCCUCUUCCGAGAGGGCGAUGUGUGGAUCUGCAUGGAGCUCAUGGACACCUCCUUAGAUAAAUUCUACAAGAAGGUGCUCGAGAAGAAGAAAACCAUCCCUGAAGACAUCUUGGGGAAGAUGGCCGUGUCUAUUGUACGAGCGCUGGAGCAUCUGCACAGUAAAUUGUCUGUGAUCCACAGAGAUGUGAAACCUUCCAAUGUGCUAAUCAACAAGGAGGGGCAUGUGAAAAUGUGUGACUUUGGAAUCAGCGGCUAUUUGGUGGACUCUGUGGCGAAGACCAUGGAUGCUGGCUGCAAACCAUACAUGGCUCCGGAGAGGAUAAACCCAGAGCUGAACCAGAAGGGCUACAACGUGAAGUCGGAUGUCUGGAGUCUUGGGAUCACAAUGAUCGAGCUGGCCAUUCUUCGCUUCCCGUACGAGUCCUGGGGGACCCCCUUCCAGCAGCUCAAGCAGGUGGUGGAGGAGCCUUCCCCCCAGCUGCCUGCYGAUCGCUUCUCCAAGGAGUUCGUGGACUUCACGGCACAGUGCUUAAGGAAGAACCCUGCUGAGAGAAUGAACUAUUUAGAACUUAUGGAACAUCCCUUCUUUACCUUGCACGACACCAAAGAGACUGACAUGGCCUCCUUCGUGACAGAGAUCCUCGGGGAAGACUCCUAACUCUCCGACCUCGCGGCUGCGCACGGUCCCCUUCACCCAGCACCCCGACUUCUCUGCAGAAGAGCAAAUGAGGACUCGAGCUAACAGUGGUUUGCACAGAUCGCAUUUCCCCAGCCCGUUGGCAUCUCCGGGCCUUGCCGUUUCUUUUUAAUUUGCCCCAAACAACCCCCCACCCCAGGAGGAGCCUUUUGAAGCUGACACGCACUCAACUAAGCUGCCGAGACCCGCGGGCUCAGGAGCUCCCCGGAUGACACCCGGCAAACGCCGUGCGCGGCGCGAGGAGAGGCCCGUGGUACCCGAACUGAGGCCAGGAGGCUGGACUGGGGCAAAGGAUGUGAAAGGGCCUCUUCCUUCCCCAAGAACCUGCGCACAGCGUGGGGGAUUCCUGCGUGUAUUCCCCUUUGCUGCCUGGGGAUGGCUGAGGGAGCAGUUUUUCCUCCUGCUCCCUUCCCCUUCUCCCUUGCCUGCAGGGAGCCCAAGGGCCACGUCCUAGAAAGCCCGGUCUCCUUUUGCUUUCCUCUGUGCCCAGCUCUGUGCCACCAGGAUCCUGGCGAAGCUCUUAGGAGGCCCUGGGGCUGCCUGGCCACAGCUGUGUCCUCUUGGCACCUGCCACAAGGUCUCACGACCCUUCCAGGCAGCACCAGACCUGGUGCCCACCUCCCAUUGCGCUCACCGAGCCAAUGCACCAGUUGCAUAGGGAGAAGGAAAAAAAAAAAGGCAUUUUUAAAUGAAUCCAGCUUGCUUAAGCUUCACCCCACACUCCCCACAGCUCCUCAUCCAGGGCACAGAGUCCCGGGCGCUGCCACCUKGCCCUGCCUGGAUGCGUCUGCACUGCAGCCCCACGGCCGCUCCGGAGCGUGGGCAUCACUCCCUGCCUUCGCCUUUCCCGCUCCAACCGGGAGGAUGCUCCAUCUCCCUUCCCACCGGGGGCUCCCGCAAGACCUCGCACUGUGCCACGCGCUCCUUCGGAGGCCACCCGGGUCCCACCGAGCUCCUCGGCACCACAAACCAGCACCUUGCACGGGGGCUGCUGACAGUUGUACAUUUUGUGUCUAUAUAUAAACAGACUUUGCAACGUGUUUUGAUCUAACUUGCUAUAAAUUAAAGCCCUUCUGCAUGGGGGGAAGGAGGAGCGAUUCCUUCUCCGCCAACAAAUCCACUGUGAAAACCUGAUGUGUUUCCCCGCUCUCCCAGCCUGAGCGCUCCCCACRGAGCUGCGGGAGCAGAAGGGAUCGCUGUCUUCUACUGUAUAUGAUCACAGGAUAAACGCACCGGCUGUGGAUUUUGUGGGAUU